Molecule: messenger RNA, 2458 nt
Organism: Anguilla rostrata (American eel)
Lineage: Eukaryota; Metazoa; Chordata; Actinopteri; Anguilliformes; Anguillidae
Gene: ccnyl1
Product: cyclin Y-like 1
Exons: 10
Coding region: 1115-2134 (339 amino acids)
Biological process (GO): regulation of canonical Wnt signaling pathway; regulation of cyclin-dependent protein serine/threonine kinase activity
Cellular component (GO): plasma membrane
Molecular function (GO): protein kinase binding; cyclin-dependent protein serine/threonine kinase activator activity
Source: RefSeq, a predicted model, not a curated record
CUUGCAUUCCUGCCAGGUAGCGACGUUAGGAACAGAUGGCGUUGGUGGCGGGGAGUGGAUCACUGAAUUGGCCGGCUGGGCGGAGGGGAUAGCGGGGGAUCCUCGUUACCAGGCCGGGGACAACAACCGAGUUCCGGGACGGCUCAAGCAGGAUAAAGACUUGCAUGUCCUCUGGCUUGGAAUCAUUCUGAACUAAAAGAAGGACAGGCACUUUCUGAAGGCCUACCGCCUCGGAAUAUAGUUGGGGAUUGAUCCAUUCUCUGAACGAUCGGGAGUGGGAAGCGAUCUGGCUUGCUAGCUAGUCUCGGACACUGUGGACCGCUGGAGAACUCGGAUUCGAAUCGGUGAUUUACCGUUUGAACGGCAUGUCGGGAAGCGAGCUUGCUAGCCAGUAACUUGUUUUGCUUAAUUUCAACUGCAGUAUUAGGACGGAAAAGGGAUUUAAAUGUUCUGUGACGUUAGCCAGUUUAGUUAGCUUAACUAGCUAGAUAAUCGUCUUUAAAUGAAUGUAGCUAGCUUAUUGGUAGGUUAGCUGGAAAGACUACAAUGAUUGAGUUGCCGACUGUAUUAGUUACCAUAUUCAGUAAGUUCUCAAUCGGUUUGAGUGCCUAGAUUGCAUGUCUAGAUUGCUUGCUUAGUUAGUUUGUUCGGAUUUUAAGGUGAAUCGUUCGUAGCUGACUUGAUAACUUCACUGCAAUCAACAAUUUAUCGUUUGCUUUGACGACCGUCAGAUCAGCUCGCGAAAGCUGUAUUGAAGCGUCUUAACUGCACCAAUACCAGCACCAAAUGUGGGUACGAGCACGCCCUCGUAUAGGGAAAGGCAUGUUACUAAUUUUGUAUUAUCAAUCAAGUUAGUUAUUUGAAUUUUAUCUAUUAUUUCGUGUGUGUAAAACUAGUCAUACACUACAUUUGUAUCAGUUUUAGCGUUUCUAUUUUUAAACCAGUUCCAAUUAAGUUAGUGCUCAAAUUGAAUAUCGGUCGCCAUCAAGUUCUUAGUUAAUGUAGGUAGGUGUGAAUAUUGAACACGCUGUACUCUGUUAGCUAGCUAACUGGCUAGCUCGGGAACGGCCACACACUCUUCGAUCCCCAGUGUUAAGACUGUGUGAAGUCAGAAAUGGGGAACACGGUGGCGUGUUGCGUGUCCCCCCGGGGGAGCCCGAAGAUCGCGAGACCACCAGACCGCCAGGAAGACUACCAGGUCAACACCGACCUGAGCGAGGACACCGGCCCGUACCUGCAGCACAUAAGCGACAGAGAGGUGCCAGACGAUUUGGCUCCGGAGUCCAACCCCUCGGACCACGCCCGCGCCAGCACCAUCUUCCUCUGCAAGUCCCAGACGGACGUGCGAGAUAAAAGGAAAAGUAAUCACAUAAACCACGUGUCCCCGGGUCCUCUCACCAAGAAGUACAGCUCCUGCUCCACGAUAUUCAUAGACGACAGCACGGUCAGCCAGCCCAACCUCAAAAGCACAAUCAAAUGUGUAACGUUAGCAAUAUACUACCACAUAAAAAACAGGGACUCAGACCGGUCGCUGGACAUAUUUGACGAGAAAAAGCACCCCCUGUCGAGAGAGCGCGUUCCUGAUGACUACUCCCGCGUGGACCCCGAGCACAAGCUGAUCUACCGCUUCGUCCGCACGCUGUUCAGCGCCGCCCAGCUCACGGCUGAGUGCGCCAUCGUCACCCUGGUGUACCUGGAGCGCUUGCUGACGUACGCGGAGCUGGACAUCUGCCCGUCAAACUGGAAGCGCAUCGUCCUGGGGGCCAUCCUGCUGGCCUCCAAGGUGUGGGACGACCAGGCCGUGUGGAACGUGGACUACUGCCAGAUCCUCAAGGACAUCACGGUGGAGGACAUGAAUGAGAUGGAGAGGCACUUCCUGGAGCUUCUGCAGUUUAACAUCAACGUCCCGGCCAGCGUCUACGCCAAGUACUACUUCGACCUUCGCUCUCUGGCCGAGGACAACAACAUGAGCUUCCCCCUGGAGCCUCUGAGCAAGGAGCGCGCCCAGAAACUGGAGGCCAUCUCCAGACUCUGCGAGGACAAGUACAAGGACCUGAGCAAGGCGUCCAUCCGGAGGUCCUUCAGCGCGGACAACCUGGUGGGCAUCCGGCGUUCCCACGCCGUGCUCUCCUAGGGGCCAAAAAAAGACUACAGCCCCCAGAAUCCUCCCUGACACUGACAGUCAUCUUCUGACCUCUGAACCCAUUCGGAAUACAGGCAGUACACUCCUUUGACCCAGGUCACAUGCCAUUUUUUGCCAGCACCAGAACCUUUGGAGGCUCCUCCCCCAUCUCCACGGUGCAAAGAAAACUAACUUCAUAGAGACUGAAUUGUUGAAAUUGUUUUUUUUUGGUUGUUGUUGCUUACUAUGUAGGCUACUAGCUGUGAACUUUGUCAGUUUUUAAUUGAAAUCAUUUGCAGAUGGAGUAUUUUAAAUAAACACUAACCAUGUAACAAA